AAAAAUCCUUCCCACACCCUUACCCCCGAACCCCUCCUCUACCCACCCCCACCCCCCCUUUGACCCCAUCCCAAAAAAAAUAAUCCCUACAAUUUUUUCCGUUUGUGGUCUAGUGUAAGAUUUUUAUGUAUUGUCAAAUGGUAAUAAAAAAACCAUUGGCUAAAAACUGAAUAUUUUUCUUGCCCCUUUUGUGUUUGUUAAUUUUAAGGAAUUUGUUUGUUUGUAAGGAAUUGUUUGUUUGUUUUGAUGAGAUUUUAAAUUGCCUUGUGAGGAGGUGGAAGACUGUGGGGGGUGUGUUUAAUGCACUGUGUAGACCUUUUCCACACACACAUGUAUGUACUCUGGAAAGUGUACACACCUUAAACUAUUAUCCCUGGUAGUACAAUACAGUAAUGUCUCCUUUAGCCAGAAUUCCUCAAACUCAGAACUCUCCUUUAGCCAGAAUUCCUCAAACUCAGAACUCUCCUUUAGCCAGAAUUCCUCAAACUCAGAACUCUCCUUUAGCCAGAAUUCCUCAAACUCAGAACUCUCCAUUAGCCAGAAUUCCUCAAACUCAGAACUCUCCUUUAGCCAGAAUUCCUCAAACUCAGAACUCUCCUUUAGCCAGAAUUCCUCAAACUCAGAACUCUCCUUUAGCCAGAAUUCCUCAAACUCAGAACUCUCCUUAGCCAGAAUUUCAAACUCAGAACUCUCCUUACCAGAAUUCCUCAAACUCAGAACUCUCCUUUUAGCCAGAAUUCCUCCAAACUCAGAACUCUCCUUUAGCCAGAAUUCCUCAAACUCAGAACUCUCCUUUAGCCAGAAUUCCUCAAACUCAGAACUCUCCUUUAGCCAGAAUUCCUCAAACUCAGAACUCUCCUUUAGCCAGAAUUCCUCAAACUCAGAACUCUCCUUUAGCCAGAAUUCCUCAAACUCAGAACUCUCCUUUAGCCAGAAUUCCUCAAACUCAGAACUCUCCUUUAGCCAGAAUUCCUCAAACUCAGAACUCUCCAUUAGCCAGAAUUCCUCAAACUCAGAACUCUCCUUUAGCCAGAAUUCCUCAAACUCAGAACUCUCCUUUAGCCAGAAUUCCUCAAACUCAGAACUCUCCUUUAGCCAGAAUUCCUCAAACUCAGAACUCUCCAUUAGCCAGAAUUCCUCAAACUCAGAACUCUCCAUUAGCCAGAAUUUAAAUUUCCCAAGGGCCACAUUUUCCAGAAAUACCUCAACAAAAUUUCCAGUACCCAGAAAAUUCCAGGGAUGGGGGGAUAUUUUUGCCAGAUUUGUAAGUCGUCUGGUUACCUGGAUAUCUGUCAUUCCUGGAAGUGUUAUGGACCAAUUGUUCCAGCUAACAGAUGCGUAUAUCACUUUCAUAAUCCCCCAGAAUUUAUAAAUAAUAUCCAAGUCACGUUUUUCCUUCACUUACCAAAU
Homarus americanus (American lobster) is the source of this 1410-nucleotide messenger RNA. Its product is annotated as probable elastin-binding protein EbpS. The transcript is spliced from 2 exons. NCBI's taxonomy places the organism in Eukaryota, Metazoa, Arthropoda, Malacostraca, Decapoda, Nephropidae. The coding region runs from base 335 to 1372 and encodes 345 amino acids. The record is from RefSeq and is a predicted model, not a curated record.